GAGCAUGAGCAUGGGCUGCGGGUGGUGGCGGCUGCUGGGGUCGAGGGGGCUGAUGUGCCCGCUGCUCCCGCUGCUCCUGCACCUCGCCAGCAGCCAGGAGCCCCUCAGCAUGGCGGGGAGGUGUGACACCAUCUACAGGGGCUUUGCUGCCUGCCUGAUCAGCCUGGGGGACAGCAUGGCCCAGAGUGUCCGGAGGCAGCGGGAGGAGGGCAGCGAGGACCUGCAGGAGCUGGACACCAUCUGCAACUCCUGGGAUGACUUCCACUCCUGUGCCACCCAAGUGCUCUCCAGCUGUCCCCAGGAUGCUGCUGCCAUCUGGGAAUCCCUGCGCCAGGAAUCCCGCAAGAUCCAGUUCCAGGGGAACCUGCAGGAGCUCUGCAGUGCCCGGGGGCUCCUGCCCAGCACCCACCCGGACACUGAGACCAACCAGGACACACUGAGGGGCUCAGCCCCUGCCCCGCAGCCCCGGCUCCUGGCACUGCUGUCCCUCCUGUCCCUCCUGUCC
Molecule: messenger RNA, 505 nt
Organism: Calypte anna (Anna's hummingbird)
Lineage: Eukaryota; Metazoa; Chordata; Aves; Apodiformes; Trochilidae
Gene: NRN1L
Product: neuritin 1 like
Exons: 3
Biological process (GO): neuron projection extension; nervous system development
Cellular component (GO): plasma membrane
Source: RefSeq, a predicted model, not a curated record